Messenger RNA from Polychytrium aggregatum, 1425 nucleotides. RefSeq lists its product as uncharacterized. Gene Ontology annotation, molecular function: FMN binding; 4 iron, 4 sulfur cluster binding; NADH dehydrogenase (ubiquinone) activity. The transcript is spliced from 2 exons. Lineage: Eukaryota; Fungi; Chytridiomycota; Chytridiomycetes; Polychytriales. Bases 1 to 1425 code for a protein of 474 amino acids. The record is from RefSeq and is a predicted model, not a curated record.
AUGCUCCUAUCCAGACAAAGCCUUUCCCUGGCUGCCUCGCAGGCCUCCCUCGUCUCGGCCGCCGUCCGUGUCCCUCGGGCAGGCCUCGCCACAGUGGUCCCUGCUGCUGCCACUUCGCGCACCUACGGCGGUCUGAAGGACGAGGACCGUAUCUUCACCAACCUGUACGGCCGCCACGACUUCAAGCUGAACGGAGCUCUGAAGCGCGGAGACUGGCACAAGACCAAGGAAAUCCUGCUCAAGGGCGACAAGUGGAUCAUUGACCAGGUCAAGACCUCUGGCCUCCGUGGCCGUGGUGGUGCCGGCUUCCCUUCCGGCCUGAAGUGGAGCUUCAUGAACAAGCCCCCCGGUGGCCCCGUCGAUACCCGUCCCCGCUACCUCGUCAUCAAUGCCGAUGAGGGCGAGCCCGGAACCUGCAAGGAUCGCGAGAUCCUCCGCCACGACCCCCAUAAGCUCGUCGAGGGCUGUCUCGUUGCUGGCCGCGCCAUGAACGCUAACGCCGCGUACAUCUACAUCCGCGGUGAGUUCUACAACGAAGCCUCGAACCUCCAGAUUGCCAUCAACGAGGCCUACAAGGCUGGCCUGAUCGGCAAGAACGCCUGCGGCAGUGGCUACGACUUUGAUGUCUACAUCCACCGUGGCGCCGGUGCCUACAUUUGCGGUGAGGAGACCUCUCUGAUCGAGUCGAUCGAGGGCAAGCAGGGCAAGCCCAGACUGAAGCCUCCGUUCCCUGCCGACGUCGGCCUGUUCGGCUGCCCCACCACCGUCGCCAACGUCGAGACCGUUGCUGUCGCCCCGACCAUCUGCCGCCGUGGCGGCUCGUGGUUCGCCUCGUUUGGUCGCGAGCGCAACGCCGGCACCAAGCUCUUCUGCAUCUCUGGCCACGUCAACAAGCCCUGCACGGUCGAGGAGGAGAUGUCGAUCCCGCUCAAGGACCUGAUCGAGAAGCACUGCGGUGGCAUCCGCGGCGGAUGGGACAACCUCCAGGGCAUCAUCCCCGGCGGUUCGUCCGUCCCGGUCCUUCCCAAGGACAUUUGCGCGACCGUGCUGAUGGACUUUGACGAUCUCCGUGACCACCAGUCUGGUCUCGGCACUGCCGCCGUCAUUGUCAUGGACAAGAGCGUCGAUAUGGUCAAGGCCAUCUCCCGUCUCUCGGCCUUCUACCAGCACGAGAGCUGCGGCCAGUGCACACCCUGCCGUGAGGGUACCACCUGGCUGGCCAAGAUGAUGAAGCGCUUCGAGGCUGGCCAGGCCAAGAGCGCCGAGAUCGAUAUGAUGGAGGAGCUGACCCGACAGAUCGAAGGACACACUAUCUGUGCUCUGGGCGAUGCUGCUGCCUGGCCUGUCCAAGGCUUGAUCCGCCACUUCCGCCCCGAUCUCGAGCGAAAGAUCGAGGAGCACCGUGCUCGCAACCCCGUCCACUGA